AUGUCAAAAAAAGCAAUAUCACCCAUUGAUAUACAAUCAGAUAUAGAAACUGACUAUGAUAAUGAUGCUAUUUCUAUACAUAAUCAAACCUCAACACACAGCCAGAUCUCAUCACUUAGCCAAAUUUUAUCUCAAAAACAAGAUAAUCUAAAUCUCAAAAAUAUUGAUUCAGUCUCACUGAAUACACAGAAAAAUUUAGAAACAUUAUAUGAUUAUAACUCAGAAAUUAUACAUAACUCAACUUCUACUGACUCAACCCCUAAAAAUUUUAACACUUCAAUAAAUAAUUCACUAUUUCAAAAAGAAAAACAACAAGAAAAUCACAAUGAAUGGUGUUAUG
This is a messenger RNA of Ambispora gerdemannii, 340 nucleotides long. The record is from the annotation of a GenBank genome assembly. Lineage: Eukaryota; Fungi; Glomeromycota; Glomeromycetes; Archaeosporales; Ambisporaceae.